AAAUUCCUGACCUGGUCAACUCCAACGGUUCUUUCGCCAUCAACCAUUUAUCUCCAAUCCGAAUCACUAUUGCUUCGACCUGCGAAUUGUGCAAUCGUUAACACCCGAAGCUUUGAUAUCGAGUAUGGCGCACAAUAAUGGAAGCGAGGCGCCUUCGCCUCGAUCUUUUGCGAUUCAGCAUCAACGACCUAAGGAUAGUUUCGUUGGCUGCUCUCGAAUUAGUGACUACGAGCUCCUAGGCAAAUUAGGAGAGGGUACUUUUGGUGAAGUUCACAAGGCGAGAGCACGAAAAAAUGGUGCCCUGGUUGCUUUGAAGAAGAUCAUAAUGCACAACGAGAAAGAUGGAUUCCCAAUUACAGCACUUCGAGAGAUCAAGCUUCUUAAGCUGUUGUCGCACAGGAAUGUGUUGCGCCUGGAGGACAUGGCCGUCGAGCAUCAUAGUAAGAUGACCGACAAGAGGAAACGACCGAUCAUGUAUAUGGUAACGCCAUACAUGGAUCACGAUUUAUCUGGCCUACUCGACAACCCAUCCGUCCAAUUUACAGUACCGCAGAUUAAAUGCUACCUCCUCCAGCUCCUCGAGGGUCUCCGUUACCUACACGACAACAAGAUUCUCCAUCGAGAUAUGAAGGCCGCCAACCUACUCAUCAGUAACAAAGGCAUAUUGCAGAUUGCAGACUUCGGUCUUGCAAGACAUUACGAGGGACAGGUCCCCGAAAAGGGAAAAGGUGGUGGUGAGGGUCGGAGAGAGUACACUAGUCUUGUAGUCACCCGAUGGUACCGACCUCCUGAGCUCUUACUACACCUUAAAAAAUACACCACUGCUAUUGACAUGUGGGGUGUUGGUUGUGUCUUCGGUGAGAUGUUGGUUGGCAAGCCCAUCUUGGCCGGCGAGAGCGAUACGCACCAGCUCGAUAUCAUCUUUGACUUAGUUGGAACCCCGACGGACCAGACCAUGCCAGGAUGGAAACAAUUGCCUGGUGCUGAGGCUAUUAAUCCGCGUCCGCGACCCGCAUCAUUGGCGCAGCGGUUCCGCGAACACGGUUCAAGCGCCAUCUCUCUAUUGAAAGAGCUCCUAACACUUGACUGGCGAAAUCGUAUCAACGCUAUUGAUGCGCUAGAACAUCCCUACUUCAAGUCUUCUCCUUUGCCGGCAAAACCAGAAGACCUCCCCACCUUUGAGGACAGCCACGAAUUGGACCGUAGGAAAUUCCAUGAUCGAAAAGCUGCUCUACCGCCCGCCCCUAAGGGGGGCACUGUCGGUGUCGGUGCAUUUGGAGGUCCCAAUGCGGAAUUUGGUAGUGGUGAUGGGUAUGGUAAUAGACGAUACCCCAAACAUCAUGGCGGAUAUCGGGGCGGCGAAGAGGGCCGUCGACCUGCCUGGGCCCGGGACCAACCUCACAUGGAUCAUCGAUUGCCGCCACGCCCCCCUCCCCCUGAGUACCCAGGAAACGGAUGGGAUAACCCUGCCGAACAUCACGAAUCAUUCAGGGAUAGGGCGCCGAGAAACCGUGGGGCUAAUCGGCCGGAUGUUGACACCUACAUCCCUCACUACCGUGAUGGUGAUCGACCGCCUAGAGAAGACCGGCCACCAAGAGAAGAUCGGCCACCGAGGGAAGAUCGGCCACCAAGAGAUGAUCGUCGAAGAUGGGAGGAUCGAGAUAGUAGACGACGUGACCGGGACCGUCGCGAAGGAGAUUACGACGACCGUAGCCGUGCGAGCCAGACACGCAGCCGCAGCCGUUCGCCCGUUCGGGAUAGGGACCGAGACGUAUAUCGGCGAUAGAAUCGCAAUAAGCCUCGGAGAAGAAGGCCAAAUAUCCCAUCCCCGCCUCCGCCACCUCCACCUCCGCCGCCGCCUCAUUUCCCCAACAGGUCGAUAUUCCCCAAAACUACGAACAAUUUCUAUUCCCCUAAUUUCUAGUAACUCAUUUUAUGGUCGAGUUUGCGGACAGGGUAUGCAGCAAGCCAACGGAAGGACCGCGGCACAUGGUUUUGUCUUUGGCGUUCUGCGUUAUGUGUGAAGUGAUUUAGGCUCAGGUGUGCGAGAAAGCGUUGUCAUGCCGUCCUUAAAAUCAUCGGUUCUGAUAGGCAAAGAAUUGACUUUAAUUCUUUGCGACGGUCGCAUGAGCCGAGCGGUAACUACCUAUGCUGGAGGCUUCCCUCGGGAUUGCUAUAUGUUGUAGAAUCAACAAGUAGCACUGAAUUAAGAUAAGUGGUCUCUAUCUAAAGAGCUCAUGUUUUUAUUGAUAUCGCUCUGAUAGCUACUUGUAAUUUGGAGGAGUUAAUAGAGCAGCGUAGUG
This is a messenger RNA of Daldinia loculata, 2303 nucleotides long. RefSeq names its product Pkinase-domain-containing protein. The record is from RefSeq and is a predicted model, not a curated record. Bases 125 to 1786 code for a protein of 553 amino acids. Gene Ontology annotation, molecular function: cyclin-dependent protein serine/threonine kinase activity; ATP binding. Gene Ontology annotation, biological process: protein phosphorylation. NCBI's taxonomy places the organism in Eukaryota, Fungi, Ascomycota, Sordariomycetes, Xylariales, Hypoxylaceae. Gene Ontology annotation, cellular component: nucleus. The transcript has 4 exons.